Molecule: messenger RNA, 1199 nt
Organism: Filobasidium floriforme
Lineage: Eukaryota; Fungi; Basidiomycota; Tremellomycetes; Filobasidiales; Filobasidiaceae
Product: ER membrane protein SH3-domain-containing protein
Exons: 5
Coding region: 56-850 (264 amino acids)
Biological process (GO): endoplasmic reticulum to Golgi vesicle-mediated transport
Cellular component (GO): endoplasmic reticulum membrane
Source: RefSeq, a predicted model, not a curated record
GGCCAGUUCAGAGCAUCAUCCAUCUGCCAUCUUGCUCUUACAAGUCGACGUGAAAAUGGGCUGGCAGACACAUAUCGUAACAUGUUGCACAUGCUUCUUGGCAGGCUCGACCUUUCACCACUGGAUAGCAGACCAUAACACCCUCUGGACCAACCCCACAACGGAAGAAGCCGUCUCUCGAGCAGUCCGCUAUUACACCCUACUCGGAUCGGUACGGUAUACGCCGUUACCGUACAUAUGGCUCGCGAUCGCUUGUAUCGCCGCGGGAACGAUGGCAUGGAGGUCUAUUAGGGGUUUGACGAGUUCGAAGGGGGAGAAAUUCAACGGAGGGUAUCUGUUUGAUGCGGCAUGCUGUCUACUCCUCGUCCGAGUAAUCGUCACUCAGGCUUCCGACGUAUUCCCUGCCGUCCUCGCCCUCUCCUCUUCAUCCCCAUCACCCUCAACACCCAACCCAUUCAUACCAGGUUCAAGGGAAUAUCAAGCCAUAGAAAAUUCAGUUCGAAGGCUGGCAGGAACGAACUUGACCAUCUCGGUCCUCCUCACCGGAGUCGCUUGUCUACAGGCCGGAAGGUUCUACGCAGAACGUUCAGCUGCCAAAAAACGAGCUCAAUACCUCUCGACCCAACCUGAAUCCUCAUCCGACUCCUCAUCGUCAGGAACUCUAAAACAAGCAGCCGCCGCUGUCGAGGAUGCUACCACUCCUGUCCCUGAGUACAGCUCAGGAUCUGUAGGGUCGGCAGGUUCGUCGGCAGGUGGGAAGAAGACGAGGAGGAGAGCACAAACGCCUUAUAGGGAGAUGACGGAGGAAGAGUUGUUGGAGCUGAACCAGUCGGAAAAGCCGGCAAGAUGAAAAUGGGGACGGAAUUUUUAACACAACUCACAGGCGAUCUGUAGUCUGAAAGGGAGAUGGGGAGUAGAGAUCAUACGCGAGGAGAAGGGAAUAGGGGUCUUUCUUGCUCUGGAUUUUCCGUCUGAUGGGUUGGUCAGGACCAUGGUGAUUUCGAGUGCAACGUGUACGCAACAGAUAAUUUAAUUGAUCGAUCGGUCAAAAGCGAUUUCCUGAUUGACAAGACGCCAUGAUAUACCACAGUCGAAUGUAAUUGAAUUCGAAUGUACGUCGAGCGACAAUACACCUCACACAUGCAUGUACUACAAAGUGAUAAUCACGCUAUCAAUAAUAAAUUGAUCCAAUACCUCGA